Molecule: messenger RNA, 2952 nt
Organism: Heterobasidion irregulare TC 32-1
Lineage: Eukaryota; Fungi; Basidiomycota; Agaricomycetes; Russulales; Bondarzewiaceae
Exons: 9
Coding region: 1-2952 (983 amino acids)
Source: RefSeq, a predicted model, not a curated record
AUGGCAAUUCCCGCCUACAUCUUGAACAAAUCUCAUAUUACCUCAAGCCAUUACAAGUACAUCAACCUCAUUAGUAACAAUCUAGUAACUUAUAGCACAUUGCCCAAUCUUAACAAAUACUAUGCUGGAACCAGAGUUAAAUGUAGCUCUAUAAAUAUUCUUAUCUCUAAAGCAAGUAUUUACAGUGAUUUGAUAGCAGUUAUAGUGGGACUAGGCAAUGCCUGGAGGGCCCUGUUGAAAGGGUCUCCUGAAGAUUCUACCACCAACGAACAUGAGUUCCGAAGACAGGUUCCUGCCAGCCCUGAGUUGAUGCACAACGAUUCCCAGGACUUUUCUCUUUACGUCCUUGACCCUUUCGAAGGUCAAGCCGCUCCGCACGCUACAGUCCUUCCGUGUCACAACUCGAACACAAUACAUGGCUACGCUACCACACCUCACUCUCCCGGAGUCGCAGUUGCAAUGGGACUUAUGUCAUGGGCGUUAUCAUCCACAGAAAACUCUUCUUCUGUGACAGGGACAUUGGUUAAAUCACCGACGGGCGAAAUCGCACUGGAGGUUAUAUUUGCGCUCAGAGAAGUGCCAUCUCAGGUGUGCUUCAUUCAAUGUCAUGUUGGCGAUGUCUUCGUUGCGUUUACACAUCUCAUAGCCCAACCCAGCUGUUUUUCACAUUACGUCUCCACCCCCGCCUCUUCUCAACCUCACACACGCCAAUUUGCAAGGUCGACAGACUUUCCCUUGCCUUAUGUCGGUCCCCCAAAACGUUUGCGCAGAUCUCACCAUUCUCGUACCAGUGUGCAGGAAGGGCCAUUCAUCAAAGCACCCUUAGACAGGACUAAUACGCUCAGGCAAGGACACCGCAAAGCUUCCUCGAGUAAUGACCACUCCUCCCUCGAGAACCAGUCUUCCUCUUCCAGCUCUACCCAAGCGCUUCUGCCUGGACCAUCUUCAACCAGCCCCAGUGAUAUAGAUCUGCGCAUGACGCUUACCAACCUACUUUCCCUUUGCAACGGCAAUGCGUCCCAUGCCUCUGAAUCUUCCAUAUCGACCAUAAUUUCUACGUCCAUUUCUGCCAACUCCAACUUCACCACGAUUUCGGACCUCGUGAACCUUCUUUCACAGAAUUUGCCUCCACAAAGCGCCAACCUUACUCCGGUCGAUGGUGCGUCCGCAAUCGUCUCUGCACCUGUACAUCUUUCAAAACGGCCAUCAACAACUAUCAUCUCCGAUGACGAUGACGAUAUCGUAGUCCUCGAGAAAGAGAACGUUGAUCCAAGUGCUUUCCGUAGGCGCAACAAUGUAGCCCAAUCUAAUGAACUCGCAUCCUCGCCCGACAUUACACUAUAUGAUAUGCAGAGGCGCCCUCUCAUGCCGUCGACCCCCAGAAAGCAACUCGAGCGCAAACGAACCUUGAGCGAUGUCAUAGACAGAGGGGCCAAUGCGCAACAACGGAAGCGGAGAAAGGUCACUAAGCGGCAUAACAGUUCGCCUGCACAUGCCCACGUCGAACGGUCCGGUUUUGGUGCAACAAGUCGAGGGACUCUCAAAGUCGAGGGUGGUUCUAGAGCUGUCGGCGGUGUGUCGGAGGCAUACCUGCAGCGAGUCCCCUUCUCCGAUCCAGGUGUAAUGUCUAUCGGUCACUCGAAAGACAUCAGUAAUCCUUUGGCUCGAUCCCGCACCAGAGACUCCCGGGUGCUAGCGCAAAGGAUUCGCGGAUCAAAUGAGCUUGGGCGUGCAACUGCGGGGGUGAACGCAGAUCUCCUAGCUGCUCGCACAGCGCUCGUAGCAUCAUCUUCCAGUCCUAUAUUGAAAACUAACCCCAGAGUACCAGCCCUUCCGUCCACACCUGCAUCAAGGUCGGCAACAUCUGCGUGGAAGCUCAAGAAAGUUCCAGACUGGGCAAAAACAAACACAGCGACUCAACCACGCAUCUCCGAGGAGACUCUUAGAAAGCGCGCGCAAGAACAAGCUGUCGACGCAACGAGGCGUGCAAUCAAAGGGCGUAAAGGAGCCAAAACCUCUCUUCUAGCGGAGAAUCACGUCCGCGCUAGUGUAAAACCCAGUCUGGAAGACGGAGCACGGCUGCCUGGGCGUCGAAAAGCAUCUCCAUCACCGGCCCGUCGUGCUCGAGCCACAAGUACAGAUAUACCCUUUGGUCCCAUCACAGCGUGCUCGACGAUCGAUGUCUUUCCCGUUCAUAACAUCGCGACCAGCGCCUUGCCCAGGACACCCACUCGCAAAACAAAGACCCAGCACUCGUCGGCGCUCGACGUCACAGAGCCAACAUCGAACAGUCCAUUGUUCUCUCCAGAGAGUGCUCUUGAUACCCCAUCAAAUAUAUCGCCUAUCCAGGCUGUUCUCGCUGGCAAAGGAAUCGACAUAGAGCCAAGGGUCAUGUCACCCGCCGACGAUGAGGACGAAGAGGACGAUGACGGCGACGACAACGAUCAUAUCAAUUUUGACGAAGCACCCUCGAGCUGCUUACCAGUUGCCAGCAGCGAUAUUGAAGACGAGCACCCUCAAAGAGCUGCUCUCGACGAUUGGCCGCUUGCCCUUCCACCAUCUUCUCCACUCCCGCCUUCUAGUCCCAUUCUUUCGCCUGUAGAUUAUAUAGCGGCCAAUACCCCAUACGAUGAAGCUCCCCCCAUUCCACCGAGCUGGGAUGACGGAGGCGAGGAACACAAGAUGCCUGUUGCAAGCAACGACGAAAUGCUCGCCUUCUUCCAGCUCCUCAAUGCGGCCGCCAACAUGCCAACCAGAGACCCUAUCCCGGCCUUAACAUCGUCGUCCGCCGCCUCACCGUCAUCCGACGGCCUCUUCUCCGUCUCACAAUCGAGUACCCAACCAAGCGAUCUGGACGACAUGGAUUUCAAGGCGAUCGGCGACUCGCAUUGGUCAGUAGAAGAUGAAGUAUCGCUUUUGGGACUGUUGCACGAUGUCGAGAACUUUACUUGA